GGAGGAGCAUGAGAACAGGGAGCGGUCAGACUCCAUUUUCCCUCGAAUGAGCAAUAGGAAGGAAAGUGAGCAGACUGAUGAUGAGUGGUCCUGAGGAGGAAGAGGACAGAGCAGAGUCUCCAGGGUUCAGCUGUGUGUCUCUGAAGAGUGACUGGUCUAAAGAUUUUCCUCUAAACUUCAGUAAAGAACCUGGACCCUCACACACAGAAGGUCAGGACCACAGACUGAGAGCAGAGUCUCCAGGGUCCAGCUGUGUGUCUCUGAAGAGUGACUGGUCUAAAGAUUUUCCUCUAAACUUCAGUAAAGAACCUGGACCCUCACACACAGAAGGUCAGGACCACAGACUGAGAGCAGAGUCUCCAGGGUCCAGCUGUCUGUCUCUGAAGAGUGACUGGUCUAAAGAUUUUCCUCUAAACUUCAGUAAAGAACCUGGACCCUCACAAACAGAGGAGAGGAAGAGGAGUCAUGUUUCUCAGGAGGAGCAGUCGUCCUGCUGUGCUUCGUGUCAGGACGUCCUGAAGGAUCCAGUCUCCACCAGCUGUGGACACUGGUUCUGCAGACAGUGCAUCACCUCAUACUGGGACCAGUCUGGUUCUUCAGGAGGCUCCUCCUGUCCCCAGUGUGGACAAAGAUCCAGAACAGGAGCUGGAGCAGAUUGUGGUCUGCAGGAGGUUUUAGAUGAACAUACGCUCAGUUUGAGGAGGAGAUGUGAACAUGUGACUGAAGGAAGUGAUGAAACAGGAAGUAGAACCCUCCUCAACAGGAUCUACACUGAGCUCUACAUCACAGACGGACAGAGUGAAGAGAUUAAUACUCAACAUGAGGUGAGGCAGCUUGAGACGGCUUCCAAGAUGAAGAUCCUCCACGAUACUCCCAUCAAGGUCCACGACAUCUUCAAAGCCUCCACUGACCAGCAGAGCAGCAUCAGAGUCGUCCUGACCAACGGAGUCGCUGGCGUUGGAAAAACCUUCUUGGUGCAGAAGUUCACUCUGGACUGGGCAGAGGGUUUAGAGAACCAGGAUGUGGGUCUGCUGGCUGUGCUUUCGUUCAGGGAGCUGAACCUGGUGAAGGACCAGCAGCACAGUCUUCUCACGCUGCUCCAUGUUUUCCAUCCAGCGUUACAGAAGCUCACGGCAGAGACGCUCGCUGUCUGUAAACCUUUGUUCAUCUUUGACGGCCUGGAUGAAAGCAGACCUUCUCUGGACUUCAACCACAGGGAGCUUGUGUCUGAGGUCACACAGAGGUCAUCAGUCAACGUGCUGCUGACAAACCUCAUCCGGGGGAAUCUGCUUCCCUCGGCUCUCGUCUGGAUAACCUCCAGACCUGCGGCGGCCAAUCAGAUCCCUCCUGCAUGUGUUGACAGGGUCACAGAAGUACGAGGCUUCACUGACGCCCAGAAGGAGGAGUACUUCAGUAGGAGAUUCAGAGAUGAAGAGCUGUGCAGCAGAAUCAUCUCACACAUCAAGACGUCCAGGAGCCUCUACAUCAUGUGUCAAAUCCCAGUCUUCUGCUGGAUCAGUGCUACAGUUCUGGAGCACAUGUUGACCACAGACCAGAGAGGAGAGCUGCCCAAGACCCUGACUGACCUGUACUCACACUUCCUGCUGGUUCAGACAAAGAGGAAGAACAACAAGUACGGUGAGGGACAUGAGACGAGUCCACAGCAGCUGACGGAGGCUGACAGGGACGUUCUCCUGAAGCUGGGGAGGCUGGCACUUAAACAUCUGGAGGAAGGAAACGUCAUGUUCUAUCAAGAAGACCUGGAGCAGUGUGGUCUUAAUGUCACCGAGGCCUCAGUGUACUCAGGAGUUUGUACUGAGAUCUUCAGAAGAGAGUGUGUGAUCUUCCAGAAAUCAGUCUACUGCUUUGUUCAUCUGAGCGUUCAGGAGUUUCUGGCUGCAGUCUACAUGUUCCACUGUUACGACAAGAGGAACACAAAAGAACUCAACAACAUUUUGGGAACAUAUGGCAACAAAGACAGUACCUUCUCCCUGGAUGACCUCCUGAAGAGAACCAUGGAGAAAUCCCUCACCAGUACAAAUGGUCAUCUGGACCUGUUUGUUCGCUUCCUUCACGGCCUCAGUCUGGAGUCCAACCAGAGAGUCUUAGGAGGCCUGCUGGGUCGGACAGAGAACAAUCCAGAGAUCAUCCAGAGAGUCAUCAACAACCUGAAGAAGAUGAAGAGUGAUGACAUUUCUCCCGACAGAAGCAUCAACAUCUUCCACUGUCUGAUUGAAAUGAACGACCACUCAGUUCAUCAGCAGAUGAAACAGUUCCUGACGUCAGAGAACACAUCGAAGGAGGAACUCUCUGAGAUCCACUGCUCAGCUCUGGCCUACAUGCUGCAGAUGUCAGAGGAGGUUCUGGAUGAGUUGGACCUGAAGAAGUUCAACACAUCAUACCAGGGUCGACUGAGACUGAUCCCAGCUGUGAGGAACUGCAGGAAGGCUCGACUCGGUGAUUGUCGACUCUCAGAGACUCACUGUGAAGUCGUGGCCUCAGCUCUGAAGUCAGACCCCUCACACCUGAGAGAACUGGAUCUGAGUCACAACGAGCUGCAGGACUCAGGAGUGAAGCUGCUGUGUUCUGGACUGGAGAGUCCAAACUGUCGACUGGAGACUCUGACGUUGAAGGGCUGCAGUCUGUCACAGAUCAGGUGUUCUUCUCUGGCUUCAGCUCUGAGGUCAAACCCCUCUCAUCUCAGAGAACUGGAUCUGACUGACAACGACCUGCAGGACUCAGGAGUGAAGGAGCUGUGUGGUUUUCUACAGAGUCCAACCUGUCGACUGGAGACACUGAGGUUGGGGGACUGCAGUCUGUCAGAGAUCAGCUGUUCUUCUCUGGCUUCAGCUCUGAGGUCAAACCCCUCUCAUCUAAGAGAAAUGGAUCUGAGUAAUAACAACGACCUGCAGGACUCAGGAGUGAAGGAGCUGUGUGGUUUUCUACAGAGUCCAACCUGUCGACUGGAGACUCUGAGGUUGAUUCUCUGCAGACUGACAGAGAUCAGCUGUUCUUCUCUGGCUUCAGCUCUGAGGUCAAACCCCUCUCAUCUCAGAGAACUGGAUCUGAGUAACAACGACCUGCAGGAAUCAGAACUGAAGGAGCUGCAUGAUCUAAAGCAGAGUCCAACCUGUCAACUGCAGACUCUGAGUUGGUGGGGGUUCUCUUAGGGAAGGAGAGUGUGAAGAGGACAGUGUGUGUGGACGGAGGCUGAGCUGUGUCCUGAGGAUCCAGAGGCUGAAGCAGCAGCAGCUUGUGUGUAGAGCGGCUCUGACUGGGCCUUGUUGCUGGGAGGCAGAGUGGAGACAGAGCUCCAGAGGAAUCAGAGGAGGUGAGCUGCUCUGAGAUCAGCUGUCACACAGUGUCCAGUCCACCAUCCUCCCUGUGUGUUCCUGUGGAUGUGACACAGCAUCACCACUGGAUCUGCUGCUGCUCUGUCCUUUGACACACAAAAGUGUACAUAACUUGGAAAUAUUUCCAAGUUAUGUGAAGAACAUUUAAAAAUAAGUUAAUGCAAAUUUUACUUUCAAAUGUAAAAAGUGACAUUAUAUUUACAGGUCGGUACGUGAAGCUGUGAGCGGUUGCUGUUAUAAAUAAAUAUCUGCUGAGUUCAGACAAGCUUCUUAUAUUUUAAACAGUUUCACUCUGAUCCUUCUGACGGCAGCGUGUUAGCAUGUUGUGUUGAAAACUAAAGACAUCAGGUGAAAACCAUGAGCACUGCAAGGAAUCAGAAAGUGUAAAGUCAUGUUAUCUGAACACAGAUUGAUGAGACCAGGCUGUAAAUAAGAUGCUCAGUACAUUGAAGUAUUAAGUCAACAGUGAUUUCUAAGAGUCGAUGUAAAUAAAGAAGAAAAGAAAAUGACGAGGUGAAGAACUUUUUCAGAAGAAUCAUUUUUAUAAAGUCUCUGAUCGUACUUCACACACAGACCUCACUACGUCCAGGACGUGAUGUCAUCACUUGUAACUGUCGGAUGUCAAAAUGUUGUGUAAACUCCGACAGGACAUUAUAAUGAUUUAUCAAUGAUUAUUGAUUAUUUUGAGUAUGAUCUCAUUCAGGUUAAGUUCAUCAGAACAAACUGUUUAUACGUCAGUGUCUUAAUCCAAUUAUUGUCUUAAUCUGGUUGAUACCAGUGUAUUGUAUCCAUGGAAAGGUCAAGCGGUGAUUGGUUUGUGAGCGACAUGUCGUCACAUGGAGGAGGCGGGGUUUAUGACCUAUACUGCAGCCGUCCACCAGGGGGCGAUGCAGAACCUUUGUUUUCAUCUUUAUUUACAGUCUAAAUGUUAACGAUUGUUUUUCAUUGUGUUUUAUUGAAUGACGUCAGAUAAGAUCUUCUCUGUAAAGUCGCAGGUGAUGGAUCUGACCUGAGUUUGAGUUUCUCACUUUCCAUGUUUCACUGUUUAACGGUAGAAGGUCGAAAAUCUCAGCUUCAAAUGAUUUAAUUCAACUGCUGCAGGAAAACCACGAAAUCCAGUUUGAUCAUCACAGAAACGUCUCAGCUUGUUUUAUUCACUUGUAAAAUCUUGUGUCUACUUUGUUUACAUUAAUCAUUUCUUUAUUUUUACAUGAAAAUAAACAGUUUCCACUUCAUUAAAGUUUAAAUUCUCUGACAUCACAUGACUCACUGAGGAGGCUGUGGAGGCGUCUUGUCUUGAGGGUGAAGGGGCGAACACACAUUUACACGAUGGAUCAGACACAUGGCACCGUUUGGUAAAUGAGGCCCGACACUUAUUGUGUAGUGUCACUGUGUCGUGUCACCUCUUUUUACAACGAUGUCUUUUUAAUGUUGAAAUGAGUUGUUCCAUUCUGUCCUGAAUAAAGAAUCCCAUUAAUUCAUUAAUCAAAGAUUCUCAUACAUUCUCUGUGUUUGACUUACGGAUGAAGUUCUCACUAAAGUGUAAAAAUUCUGGUGAAGAUCAGGUGAUAUG
Messenger RNA from Pleuronectes platessa (European plaice), 4926 nucleotides. Its product is annotated as NACHT, LRR and PYD domains-containing protein 12-like. The record is from RefSeq and is a predicted model, not a curated record. The transcript has 11 exons. Bases 78 to 3170 code for a protein of 1030 amino acids. NCBI's taxonomy places the organism in Eukaryota, Metazoa, Chordata, Actinopteri, Pleuronectiformes, Pleuronectidae. Gene Ontology annotation, molecular function: protein binding.